AUGGGCAAGAGAGACGACAUCGUGGACUCCUGGAGAGACGGUGAUGAGGCCAGAACAAAGUCUGGAAGCUUCAAGCAGCAAACACAAACCUCCAGCGAGGACAGCUACAGCUCGCCGGUCGACGCUCCGCUGGACUCGGCGCCUCCUGCUCCCAGCGGCGGCCACGUUGGAUCGAGGAGGAGCCAGAAGGAGACGGGCGGCGACUACGACGACGACGAAGGUCACCUGGUUUACAGCGAGGGCCUCCUGAUGCAGGACAGAUAUGAGGUGGUUUCCACGCUGGGAGCCGGAGCUUUUGGGAAAGUGGUGGAGUGCAUCGACAGACACAAGUAAGUCGGAGGCGAGCGAGUCGCCGUGAAGAUUGUGAGGAAGAUCGAGUGUUUCCGUGAAGUCGCCAAGUCUGAGAUCGCAGUUCUGGAGGAGAUCAACGGCCUGGACGACGACAACAGAUUCGCCUGUGUCAGGAUGUUGGACUGGUUCGAGCACGAAGGUCACAUCUGCAUCGUGUUCGAGCUGCUCGGCCUCAGCACCUUCGAGUUCCUCCGACAGAACGGGUUCCUGCCGUUCAGCGUGGAGCAGAUCCGACACAUGGCCUUCCAGCUCUUCAGAGCCGUCUGCUUCCUGCAUCGUAACAAACUGACCCACACGGACCUGAAGCCGGAAAACAUUCUGUUUGUUUCGUCGGACUUCAACCUGGAGUUCAACGACGAGGAGAGACGUACGGAGAGGAAGCCGAGGAGUCUGGAUGUGAAGGUGGUGGAUUUCGGAACCGCCACUUUCGACCACGAACGCCACGAAUCGCUGGUGUCGACGCGCCACUACCGAGCUCCAGAGGUCAUACUGGAUCUGGGCUGGAACCAGUCGUGUGACGUCUGGAGUCUGGGCUGCGUUCUCAUGGAGUUCUACCUCGGACGGACACUCUUCCCGACACACGACAGUAAAGAACAUCUGGCCAUGAUGGAGAAAGUUCUGGGACCGAUCCCACCACAUCUGCUGAAACAGACCAGGAAGCAGCAUUACGUCCACAACGAGCGCCUGAACUGGGACGAACAGAGCUCCUCCAACGAUCACGUCCGGAAACACUGCCAGCCUCUGAAGCAGCUCAUGCUCAGGAGGAACGAGGACGAGCGGCAGCUGUUCGACCUGCUCAGCUGCAUGCUGGAGUUCGACGUCGGCAGACGGAUCACGCUGGAGGAGGCGCUGUGGCACCCGUUCUUCAGCCCCAUGAGGACGCCGAAGCAGCAGCGCAGCUAGAACGUCCAGGUCGUUCCAUCUCAAA
Messenger RNA from Stegastes partitus (bicolor damselfish), 1279 nucleotides. Its product is annotated as dual specificity protein kinase CLK1-like. Gene Ontology annotation, molecular function: ATP binding; protein tyrosine kinase activity; protein serine/threonine kinase activity. The transcript has 12 exons. Lineage: Eukaryota; Metazoa; Chordata; Actinopteri; Pomacentridae. Gene Ontology annotation, cellular component: nucleus. The record is from RefSeq and is a predicted model, not a curated record. Gene Ontology annotation, biological process: peptidyl-tyrosine phosphorylation; regulation of RNA splicing.